AUGGCUGCAAAACUUACUCCCACAAUUUAUUUAUAUUUAUUCAUAGUGUCACUAAAAACAGUUUAUUCGAUACACUGUUAUCAGUGUUCAGGCACUGAUUCGAACAAUCCGUUUGAUUGCAAUGAAUAUUUGGAAGGAGAUACUUAUUUGGAACCAACUGACUGUUCCACUAUCCAUAACGCUCAGCAUUGUAUAAAAUAUGUAGGCCGAUAUGAAGGUUUUGCAUUAGAUUGUUACCAGUGCAACUCCUCUACUACAAUGGAAUGUGGUGAUGGUCUAAUGAAUUUAGAUGGAGGCAUGUUGAAACCAACUUCAUGCCAACAUGUCUAUAAUGCACAGUAUUGCAUUAAACAGAUAGGUGGUAUAAGUACGAAAAGGUAUUGCUCUUCUUUGGAUCUCGGAAACUACUGCAACUAUGUUCACCAAGUCGGAGAUAAGUUAGAGUAUAGGACUUGCAUAUACACGUGUAGUACAGAUGGAUGUAACGCUGCUACAAGCAUACAUAUUAGUGUAAUAUCAAUACUUUUAGUAUUUAUUUUUAAGGUGAUUUUAUAA
Molecule: messenger RNA, 555 nt
Organism: Chilo suppressalis (striped riceborer)
Lineage: Eukaryota; Metazoa; Arthropoda; Insecta; Lepidoptera; Crambidae
Source: the annotation of a GenBank genome assembly